This is a messenger RNA of Ciona intestinalis (vase tunicate), 1496 nucleotides long. The record is from RefSeq and is a predicted model, not a curated record. Lineage: Eukaryota; Metazoa; Chordata; Ascidiacea; Phlebobranchia; Cionidae.
GUGACCGAUUUUUUAAAUGCUUGCAGGUGAUACUGUAACGUACCCCGGUUUGGGGACGUUCACAGACGACCCGCCAUGGGGUGAUACCACUGAACGACCAGUUGGUUAUCUGCCACAAUCACCAGAAGAAGUUAACACCAGGUUUUACUUGGACACAAGGACCCAAACUGACGUUGAAGUUUUUAACACGGACAUGCACGGUUUUGGGCAAACAACAUUUGAUAGAUCUAGACUCACUCGCUUUAUCGUACACGGUUAUAUUCAAAAUGGCGACACUUUGUGGAUGAACGACAUGAGCUCAGCGCUUCGAAGUGUUGAAAACGUGAAUGUAAUACGUGUUGGUUGGUUCGGUGGUUCUCUAACUCUUAACUACGCUCAGAGUGCGACUGACACUCAAAUCGUCGGAGCCGAAAUUGCUCUUUUUAUUCAAAACAUUGCUGACUACUUUCAAAUCAGCCAUGCGAGUUUUCAUUGCAUUGGACACAGUUUAGGCGCACAAGCAUGCAGUUACCUGGGUAGUCGUCUCAAUCCCAAAGUUGGAAGAAUAUCAGGUCUUGACCCUGCUGGGCCUUACUUUGAGGGAACUCCAAUAGAAGUGAGACUGGACAGCUCUGACGCGACAUUUGUUGAUGUCCUUCACACUGAUGCCGAGAAACUGAAAGAUUUUGGAUACGGUACAAACGAAAUUAGUGGCCAUGUUGACUUUUGGCCAAACAACGGUAUACAACAACCGGGGUGUGACCAGAAUAUUCUGUCUACGAUCAUUGGCAUAAACGGGGUCGUGGACGGAGUUCAGAAUUUCGUUGCAUGCAACCAUUUGAGAGCAUUGUCGUUGUAUACUGAGUCGAUCACCACAUCUUGUCCGUUUGAGGGGAACCCGUGCACUGGAUACGAAGAUUAUCUUGAAGGAAACUGUGUUUCGUGCCCCAACAACCGUUGCCCGUCCAUGGGAUACAACAGCAUCAACUUCGCAAGCGACGUUUACCAAUACAGCAACCCAAGCGCGUAUCUGCAAACUGGCUCCCAGGCUCCCUUUUGCGAGUAUAUGACUGAUGUCGUGGUAAAGCUUGGUUCAAGCAGUGACGGUGUGGAGGGAAAGAUUUUCCUAACUCUGUACGGACCUUCAGAGAACACGGCUCAAGUUCAGCUCAGCGACGAGGAUGUUAGUCUUGACUUACGACCUGACACCACGUACACUUACACUGCACAGUACGGUAAAAUGCCAACAGGAUUCAACAAAGUCAAGUUUUUAUGGCAACAGGAUGAGUAUACACUCCAGACGCAAUACCUUACAGUGGAUAGUAUCCAGGUGUGGGUGAAUGAAGACCAAAAAUGGUACACAUUCUGCGGUGACACAAGCCUUAAGAUGAAAAAAGAGACAAGAUACUCGAUGUACGAAUGCUGAAGUCAAACUGCCAAAUUUUGAUUAGUAAUUCGGGGAAGUUUAAAAUCGAAGUAAUCAAAUACAAAUUAAAUAAACAAAACGAGGUACUUUA